AUGCCUCCCCGUCGCCGCCUCCUCCUCCUCCUCCUGGCCCUCGCCUGCUCCGGCGGGGGCGCCGCCGUCGACACCGCCCCCGGGAACGCCACCUCGUCGCCGCUCGCCUGCUCCGAGCUGUCCCGCGUCUGCACGGCAUUCCUCGCCUUCCCGGCGGCCGGCAACGCCAGCGUGCUCCAGUCCAUGUUCGACGCCUCGCCCGCCGACCUCACCUCCGACCCCGCCGCCAGCCCGGGCUACGCCUUCGUGCGCAAGAACUGCUCGUGCCUCGCCUCCCGCACUUACCUCGCCAACACCACCUACACCGUCCCCUCCGCAGUGCCCCUCAACGCCACCGCGGCCCAAGUGGCGGUCGCGGCGUACGCUGGCCUUGCCGUUCCGCCGCCGGGCGGGGCGCUUCAGCGGCCGCCGCGCCCCGGCGCCGUGGUGGCACUGCACCUGAUCUGCGGCUGCUCGUCCGGCCCCUGGAACUACCUUCUCAGCUACGUUGGCGCCGACGGCGACACUGUGGAAUCGCUGUCGAGUAGGUUUGGGGCAAGCAUGGACGCCAUUGAGGCCGCCAACGGCAUGCCCGGACCCGACCCCAUCAGCACGGGGAAGGUGUACUACAUCCCACUCAACUCGGUUCCUGGCCAGCCUUAUGCUGCAAUGUCUUCUGCCCUCGUUCCUGCACCAGCACCCAUUCAAAAUACUUUGCCAGGUAUGGUAGUAGACGUGUUUGAUAGGGAAAAGCCUAUUGUGUUUACAUAUGAAGAAAUACUUGCAUCGACCGAUCUUUUUUCUGAUGCAAAUCUGCUGGGACAUGGUACAUAUGGCUCUGUCUACUAUGGGGUUCUUCGAGAUCAGGAGGUCGCGAUAAAGAGAAUGACAUCAACUAAUACUAAAGAAUUCAUAGUAGAGAUGAAAGUUCUUUGUAAGGUUCAUCAUGCUAGUCUGGUAGAGUUGAUUGGCUAUGCAGCAAGUAAGGACGAGCUGUUCCUGGUUUAUGAAUACUCUCAAAAAGGUUCACUCAAAAACCAUCUUCAUGAUCCUCAAAGCAAAGGUUACACACCACUUUCUUGGAUUUAUAGGGUCCAAAUUGCUCUUGAUGCUGCUAGAGGACUGGAGUACAUUCAUGAGCAUACAAAAGAUCAUUAUGUUCAUAGGGACAUCAAAUCAAGUAACAUCUUGCUUGAUGGUUCUUUCAGAGCGAAGAUUUCAGAUUUCGGUCUUGCAAAACUGGGAGUAAGGUCCAAUGAUGCAGAGGCUUCUGUUACCAAAGUUGUGGGUACUUUUGGUUAUUUGGCCCCAGAAUACCUGCGGGACGGCCUGGCAACUGCGAAAUGCGAUGUUUAUGCUUUCGGGGUCGUACUUUUUGAGUUGAUAUCUGGAAAGGAGGCGAUUACAAAGGCCGGCGCAGUUGGUGCAAGUUCAAACUCUGAAAGGCGUUCCUUGGCAUCAGUUAUGUUGACUGCACUAAGGAAUUGCCACGAUCCAACGUGUGUGGGGAGCUUGAAAGACUGCAUUGACCCUAAUCUGAUGGAUCUGUAUCCUCAUGACUGCAUAUACCAGAUGGCUAUGCUCGCGAAACAAUGUGCCGAUGAAGAUCCUGUUCUACGGCCGGACAUGAAGCAGGCAGUGAUCACCCUGUCGCAGAUACUGCUUUCGUCCAUCGAGUGGGAGGCGACGCUGGGUGGGAACAGCCAGGUGUUCAGUGGUCUUGUUGCCGGGAGGUGA
Molecule: messenger RNA, 1716 nt
Organism: Triticum turgidum subsp. durum (durum wheat)
Lineage: Eukaryota; Viridiplantae; Streptophyta; Magnoliopsida; Poales; Poaceae
Source: the annotation of a GenBank genome assembly